AUGUACCCGGCUAUACAUGUUGAUGAUGGAAUCAUAAAAGGAAAAGACUUGGAGAAAAUUGAAAAUAUACUAAAGAAACUUAAGAAGAAAUUUGAAAUGGUUGUGUAUGCAAAGAAAGUACUAGAAAAAUUCAAUAUAACUGACUGUAAGGCCAUGAAGCCUCCAUUAGUUCCAGAGGGAAAGACAAAUGGAGAAAAUCAAGAAAACGAACACAUUGAAUUUUCAUAUCGUGAAGCUAUAGGAAGCCUUCUUUAUUUGUUAUGUCAAACCAGACCAGAUCUUGGAUUUACAGUCAAUUAUGAGAGCUGCUUCACAGAAAACCCCAAGAAAAAGGAUUACAAAAAUGUAGAAAGAACUCUUAGAUAUCUACAAGGUUCCAAGAAUUAUGCUCUUUUCUAUAAGAAAAAAGAAAGUGAAGAAGAUGACAGUAUUCAUCUAAAAGUUUAUUGUGAUGCUGAUUAUGCACAAAAUUUAAGAGACAGAAAAAGUACAAGUGCAUACAUAGUUCUGUAUAAUGGUGCUCCCAUUAGUUGGUGUUCCAAGAAGCAAAGUGUGACAGCUACUUCAUCAACUGAAGCAGAAUACAUUUCAGCAGCACAAAGCACCAAAUAA
This is a messenger RNA of Schistocerca serialis cubense, 612 nucleotides long. RefSeq lists its product as uncharacterized. The coding region runs from base 1 to 612 and encodes 203 amino acids. The transcript is spliced from 2 exons. Lineage: Eukaryota; Metazoa; Arthropoda; Insecta; Orthoptera; Acrididae. The record is from RefSeq and is a predicted model, not a curated record.